Messenger RNA from Striga asiatica, 2117 nucleotides. The record is from the annotation of a GenBank genome assembly. NCBI's taxonomy places the organism in Eukaryota, Viridiplantae, Streptophyta, Magnoliopsida, Lamiales, Orobanchaceae.
AAAGAUUGUAUUCACAUCAUUUUUCAUGUAGUAGCUAGCCCACUCUUAAAAGUCUCUCUCUACCUCGCCCAACAGUCCUACCCUGAAUCCCAUUUCCCGUUCCUUCCCCUGCUAAAGAAUGCCGGAGCUGGAGGGCUUUCAGGAUUCGAGAUCGGGCUCUGCGGCCCGUGAUUUGAGCCCGGAUUCUGUGAUUUUCACCGCCGAGUCUUCCAACUUCAGCCUCUUCUCCUCAGCUUCAGCUAGUGUCGAGCGCUGCUCUUUUGCAUCUGAUCAAGAUUUUGUUGCCUCUCAUUUGGCAGGACAUGAAUUGUCUGAGGUAAUGAGUAGUGGCCCAGAUCCAGACCCGAACAAACCCAUGCUUGUAUGCAAGAACAGUAUUGGUCUCAGCAGAAAACAAAAAACCAAAGGUCAAAAGGUAGAUAGUAGUGAGGCUGAGACCACGGAGGAUGAGAAUACAGCCUCCGCAAGAAAUUCAUUCUCCCAAGCCCUUAAAGGUACUAUAAAACAAUUGACUAUCCAUUUCAAGAACGUCAAGUUUCAUUCUAUGUCAAAUAUACUGAUUUUCCCUCCUUUCUUGGUCCGUGUUCAAUUAUUAGAAUGUCAGGACCGGAAAUUAAAAUCCUCAGCACACCUGAAAAAACCAGACCGAAGAAGGCCUAUCUCUAUGGAUCUCAACAACACUGUAACGGUAAAUAAUGUCGUAAAUAAUACCUCUUCACCAAGACUCGGAAUUAUUAAAAAACAGCCCACAACACUUUGCAAGAUGGGAAUACUCCCAAGCCCGGUAACUCCCAACUACCGGCAAUCAAACAUUGGUAUUCAAAAGGGCUGGAGUUCUGAGCGGGUCCCACUGCACCAUGCCAAUGCCAACAGGAGGAACUUAAAUACUCCGCUGCUGUCCUACAAUAACAACGGUAGGACUCUGCCCUCAAAAUGGGAGGAUGCCGAAAGGUGGAUUUACAGUCCUGUGUUGGGUGACGGUGGUUUGAUGAGGACUGGUUUGGGCCAGCAAGCUCAGAGGAAGCCCAAAUCGAAGAGCGGGCCGCUUGGGCCCCCAGGAGUGGCCUACUAUCAGAUGUUCUCUCCUGCAGGGCCCAUGUUUGAAGUUGGGGGGAAUAGUAAUGGGAAGCUGACAGUAAGCUCGCCGUUUUCAGCCAGCGUUGAGCUUGUGGGCAAUGAGCCUUGCAUGGCUCGAUCGGUUAGCAUACAUGGAUGUUCUGAGUUGGUGGGCCAAUCAUCUUCAGCCCUAAACCAAAAUGAAGAGAAAUAUGAGGGGGGCCAAGAAGAAAAUGCGGCCAACAAUAUAUCUCGAGUUGUUUCUAGAAGGGAUAUGGCUACUCAAAUGAGUCCGGAUAGUAGCAGCCUACAGUCCUCUCACAGGCUUUCAUCGUCUUUUUCUGAGGCUAUACUGCCCGUUGCUGAGUCACGGCACAAACCUGAAAUAAGGGAUGUGUUAGUUGACGAGCGUGUUACAAUGACUAGGUGGUCAAAAAAGAAUGGAGGGAUUAUAAAGAAUUCGGGAAAGGGCAGCAGAAGUAGUGAUGACUGUAAAAGGAAUGCCAUGAACUUUCAGUCCGGUGGUUGGGAAGCUAUGGAGGAGGGAUCUAAGAGUAUUUCAAAGAUCCAAAGGGAGGAAGCCAAAAUAACAGCAUGGGAAAACCUGCAGAAAGCAAAAGCCGAAGCCGCAAUAAGAAAACUCGAGAUGAAACUGGAAAAGAAGAGGUCAUCUUCAAUGGAUAAAAUAAUGAACAAACUGAGAUCGGCCCAAAAGAAGGCCCAAGAAAUGAGAAGCUCUGUGCUGACCAAUCAAACUGCAGGACCCUCAGUCCAGAGGACAAGGCCGAUUGGCUCAUUGAGUGGAUGCUUUAGCUGUCAUGCAUUUUAAUGCAAUUUCUUGGCCUGCUUUGGGGUUUAGUGUGUGUCAGGUAUGUUUUCGAAUUCGAAUGAAGUAAAUUCAGCUCAGACUUCUUCCGGAAGUCUUUACUGCAUGAAAUUGUGGAGUACUUAGACAUAGUGAUUAUUGAUUUGGGGUGUUGUAUGAGUAUGUAUAUUAAUUAUACUUGAAGCCUAUUCCAAUAUGGAUAGUAUAUCCAUCUUGUUCAUAAUAUUUUAUGCAU